Hypoxylon fragiforme is the source of this 2010-nucleotide messenger RNA. RefSeq names its product HPC2-domain-containing protein. The transcript has 2 exons. The record is from RefSeq and is a predicted model, not a curated record. Lineage: Eukaryota; Fungi; Ascomycota; Sordariomycetes; Xylariales; Hypoxylaceae. Bases 1 to 2010 code for a protein of 669 amino acids.
AUGGCUGCGGGUUCUAGCAAUGCCCCACAGCGAUACAGCUCUUCUCCGGAAUUAUCAGAUCCGCCUUCUAUGCUGUCAGCCCCUGCAUCACCCAGUGCAUAUAACAGGUCAAAGAAUGGUGGGGAACUCGAUGAAAUUGUAGUAGACCCUACGACUAUUCGAUAUGAUGGAACUGGCCAGCCCAUGCUUACCAAAGACGGUUUGCCUAGAAGGAAACCUGGCCCUAAGCCCGGAACAAGAAUUAACAAGCGAAGUAGUGCCAGUGCCAACCCGGAGGAAGGAGAGAAGGUCAAGCGGGUUCGAAAACAAAAGGAUCCCAAUGCGCCCACUACUUCAAGGAGGCGAAAGAUAACUUCCCUCGAUGGCGAGGCCGGUGAACCACCAUCACGUGCUACAAGCGUCGCUGGUGGUGCUGGCUCUAGUGUUCUUACAUCAUCACGGCAGGCCAAAGUCACCGAGUCGAGCACAGUUAACAAUCGUCAACAACCGAUUCCUCCCCGGGAAGUGAAACGUGAGGGCAUGCCAGGAUCAAUGUCCAGCAUUUUGAACGCGGAACCUGAGCCCCCACAAACAUACCUUCGUCAACAAUCUCAGCAAUCUCAACAACCAACACGCCCUACUGCUCCUUCUCGGACGAGUGGUACCAACUAUGACCCCAUUCGCUCAUCUAAUUACGACCCUAUCAGAGAAACGAUGGUUACACAUAGCUAUUCUAACCCCAUGGGCUCUCCUCGUGCUCCUUCCACCUCAAACAUCAUUAAUCGAGCAAGUGCCUCCCCCUCCAUUGCCAGUCUUGUUGAUCCACCUGUACCCAAUAUUAUUUCUCCUGUUCCAUCACAUACCUCUUUUGCUCAAAGCCUUCAACAACAAUCACAAUCUCAUUCCCAACCUCCACCACGUAUUCAGAAAGAGGCCAAAUCAAUGUCAGAAUCACCUAAUCCCUUCCGGAAGGAGUUCGUAGCUCCUCCGGUUCCCAAGCCACACACGACCGAGGCUAAAGAAAGCAAGAAUACCAAGGAGGCUAAGGAACACAAGGAGCCCAAGGAACCCAAGGAACCCAAGGAGAGCAAAAAGCUAGCACCACCUCUGGCACCUACCGCUGCUUCCAAGAUUGAGAUCCGACCAACAUCAAUUACUACGAUUGGUGCAGCUGUUACAAAGAAGUCCGCGCCGAAAAAUCACAGUACAGCCUCAUCAUCCCCUCAUGUUAAUGCUUCGAAAGAAGCACUUGCGCCUCUUCCUGGUGGGUCCGACCGCUCUAUCCUGGAUUUUGGGAAAGCCGAACCUGGUUCUGAAUUCAUCGCGCCGUCUAUUGUUCUCAACAUUCCAUUGAAUGGAGAGACAAACAAGUAUAUCAACUUCAUGCGAAUGGCCGAGGAUCAAUAUGGUUGGGAUGCGCUCCACCCACGACAGGCUGAGCAUAAGGCUCGUAAAGCUCGUAUCGCUGCUGCGUCUGCGGCGUUGGCCCAAAACGACUCUAGUCGGGAAGGUGACGAAAUGUCUGUUGAUGAGUCGGACAACGAGGACUCCAAUGUUGAGAUGGGCGGUAUGAGUGGACCAGAUAAAGCCACCGAUGGCAAACCGGCAAAGAAGAAGAGACAUUUCAAGGAGGAUGAAUAUGACAAGGACGACGACUUUGUGGAUGACUCUGAAUUGUUAUGGGAGGAGCAGGCUGCUGCCAGCAGGGAUGGCUUCUUCGUUUACUCUGGCCCGUUGAUACCAGAGGUCGAGAAGCCAGAACCUGGACGUAGUGACGGUCAGCCCAAGAGAGGACGAGGCUCGCGCGGUGGUCGUGGCGGUGCCCGCGGAGCUACUGCCGCUGCAGGAAGAGGCCGUGGAGGCGGACCCGGAUCUCGUGGUGGCGCCGUAAGAAAACCUCGGAUGACUAAAGCCGACAAGGCUCAGAUGGAUCGCGAGAAGGCCGAGCGUGAAUCUGCAUUCUUAAAAUCAACAAAUGGAGGGUCAUACAACGUUCUUCAUCCAGGCAGUCCACAGUUUGCUGGUUUGUAG